This is a messenger RNA of Rhopalosiphum padi (bird cherry-oat aphid), 2974 nucleotides long. It is a transcript of the gene cu, whose product is annotated as nocturnin. Gene Ontology annotation, molecular function: 3'-5'-RNA exonuclease activity. The coding region runs from base 755 to 2005 and encodes 416 amino acids. NCBI's taxonomy places the organism in Eukaryota, Metazoa, Arthropoda, Insecta, Hemiptera, Aphididae. The transcript has 7 exons. The record is from RefSeq and is a predicted model, not a curated record.
CUGCAGUAACACAGUUUCCUAUGUUUGUCAAACGAUCAACUUCAUUACUCGCACUUUUUAGUUGGAAUAAUCUAGCGUAUUAUACCGUCGGCUAUCUAUAACAAACGUUGAUCGUAAGAUUUCUGCGUUUGAUAAGCAAACCAGUAAACUACUGUCGACCAUUAAUCACUGAUUUGAUUUAUAAAAAGUACUCAAGUGGGUAAAAAAACGAAAUUAUAUCAGUGAAAACUAUCGGUCACGUGAUACCGGUGAAUGUUACACAAAGUACUAGCGAGCUGCGUAUUGGAAGGCCGGCCACAGGUAGUGACCUCGGCAUUGAAGUCUCUUCGCCGAGACAACGUCGUUCAACAGUUAUCGUGUGUUCGACUUCCUGACUGAUGGAAAAAUAGCCGCGUUGUUUAAGUAAUACGAGUAAAAUUGAAUUGUUUUAUUAUUUAUUUAUUUAUGUUUUUUGACCGGGCAACUAUUUUGCAACUUAAGAUUUCCCACGGCAAUAGAAUGCUAAUUUAUUUUACCCUUUAAUUAUAAUUUUUAGAUGAUUAUUAUUUAUCACUGAAUUAACUAUCUAUCAAGUAUAGAAGUAUAGUGUUUACUCGCGCCCGAAAACCGCACAGUUGUUGUUCUCACUACCGCACCCACCGGUUCAUAAUUGCUUUUGUUCUUCACUGUGAUAUUAUACACUUUGUGAGUAAUUAUAAUUUGGUUUUUAAAAUUUUAUUUUUGAAAAAUAUCCUUUUAUAUUUGAAUAAGAAAAAUGGAAAAGCCUUGUCGGUAUGACUUAUCCGCGAUUAAAAGAUCACUGGAGUUGGCUGAAACUCUUGCCAGUGUUAGCUUAAUGACAUCGCCAGCUGCAAGACGACGUUUACAAGCAAGAAGUGUCGAACUAGGACUAAGACCAGGCCAACCGUAUGAACCACCCAGAGAAUUACUUUUGUACUUGGUUAGGAUGGGAAGUUUUACAUCUACUGUGAAAAUUGACAAUGAAGAUUCCCAAGACAAGGAUUUAACGUUUGAAAAUCUUGUAACCUAUCAACAAUUACUUGAAUAUUGCCGUACUCACAAUAAUCAAUGGCCUAACUCACAACUCAUAAAAAGAACAUUUACAUCAAUCCCAUAUGACCCAGAUAGUGUUGACGGAAAUCCUGUAAGAGUACUUCAGUGGAAUGUUUUGUCACAAGCAUUGGGACAAAAUAAUGAUAGAUUUGACAGUUGCCCUUUGGAAGCUUUAGAAUGGAAACAUAGAAGAUGUCAUAUGCUUGAAGAAAUUCUAAGACAUAAUCCUGAUGUUAUUUGUUUACAGGAAGUUGAUCAUUUUGAUUUCCUCAGCAGAGCUCUAGCCACGCAAUCUUAUAGCGGUCUAUUUGUACCUAAACCAGAUUCCCCAUGUGUGUAUAUAAAUGAUAAUAAUGGACCUGAUGGUUGUGCAAUAUUUUACAAAAAUGAUAAGUUUGAUCUACUAGAAAAACACGAUAAAGUAUUGCAAGUAUGGACAGUGCACAGUAAUCAGGUGUCAUUACUAUUAGUACUUAAAGAUAAAAGUACACAAAAAGAAUUAUGUGUUUCUACUACUCAUCUAAAAGCUCGUAAAGGAGCCUUGCUUUCAACCUUGCGAAACGAACAGGGGAAAGAUUUACUACAAUUCAUAUCUUCUCAUGCAGCUGGCCGCCCAACAAUUGUUUGUGGUGAUUUUAAUGCAGAACCUACAGAACCAGUUUACAGUACCAUGUGUAGUUGUUCUUAUUUACCACUAGAUAGUGCAUAUAAAUUGUCUGGCUCAGAACCACUGUACACUUCUUGGAAGAUUCGUGGAGGCGAAGGCGAAGUUAUGCAUACCAUUGACUACAUGUUUUACACUAAACAUAAAUUAACUGUUAGUAACAUACUAGACAUGCCAAAAGAAAUUGAUAUUGGUGAAAAUAGAGUACCAUCUAUGACUUAUCCAUCAGAUCAUUUUUCUUUGAUAAGUGAUUUUUAUUUUAACAGCAAUACAAGUGUUUGUGAAUAAUUUUAUUUUUAUGAUUUUAUUUCAACUAUAGUAUUUAAAGUAGAACCUCAUUAACCUGGACCCCAAUAGACCGAUUAGCUAUUUAAGGCUGUUUUCAUGUUUAUUUUAGAAUAAAAGUUUCACAAAUUUCCCAGUUGUAAUUGUGACUAAAUACCAAUUACAUACUGACAUUCGCAUUAUCUAAUGCUUGAUUGCGGCAGUCAGUUGCCUAUUAUGGUUUGUUGUGUUUCGUGUAUUUCAUAUUAGUAAAUUUAUAUUUUUUCAUUAUUAUUUUUAUACAUACAUAUUAUAAUGUCGUUGAGUAAACCUAUUCAUAGUAGAAAAACAACUAAAGAUCUGCAGUUUCUUCAAACCAUUAUAAUGAUUAUAUGUAUGUAAUGGUUUAGUAGUGUCUAAUACUAUGUAUGUAUCUUGUAUAUUGUAAUACAUAUUUUUAAAUGUUUAUUACACAUUUUUUGGGUUAUUUUAUUUAAUCUGGACAGCUUAGAGCUCCAAUUAGUCUGGAUUAAUAAGGUUCUACUGUAUCUGCACUUUUUCUUUUAAAAAUUAUAAGGUAGAUAAUUUUUAUUUUCAUAAGGAAUUGAGUAUUGACAAUAUUAUUUAUAAAUUAUUUUAAAGUUUGUUAAUGUUGACCAUGUAUUGUUAGUCCAAUAGUACUUACUUAAAAUGUGUGUACUUUAUGUAUUCGGUUUGAAUACUUAUUUCUUUUACCAUUUUACCAACUAUUUUUUAUGAGCACAAUGAAGGAACUAAAUAACCAUAAAUUAUAAGAGUGUGUUUACCAAUCAAGACUACAAAUAUAGUAAACAUAUUUAUUUAAAAGAAAAAAAAGAGAUCAAAAUAUUUUAUUUAUAUUUAUUUAUAAGAUAUUAUGACUUAUUUAAAAUCUAUAUUUAUUAUUAUUUAUUUAUUUAUUUAUUUAUUUUAUUUAUGUAUUUUAAUAAAUAUCAGAUUUGUUGUAAAAAUUAA